This is a messenger RNA of Microthlaspi erraticum, 321 nucleotides long. Lineage: Eukaryota; Viridiplantae; Streptophyta; Magnoliopsida; Brassicales; Brassicaceae. The record is from the annotation of a GenBank genome assembly.
AUGAGCAUUGACUAUUUCAACAUUUUGCUUCCAUGUUGUAGCUAUCGCGUCGGCGGCUGGAGCCCCAUCAAGGACAUCAAGGACCCUCAUGUCAUAGAAAUCGGUGAAUUUGCGGUCUCUGAAUACGUCAGGAAGACGAAAUCAGACCUCAACUUUGUGACGGUUGUUAGCGGCGAGUCUCAGGUAGUCGCUGGCAUGAAUUACAAACUUGUGAUAACAGCAAAUCAUACCGGCGAGAGCAACAACUACGAGGCGAUUGUUUGGGAGAAGCCAUGGCUGAAAUCAAUGAAUCUCACUUCGUUCAAACCACUUGAAAAAUAA